AUGGCUCCUCCCAAGUCUGCUCACGAGUUCAUUGAUUUUUUGAACGCCUCGCCUACCCCCUACCAUGCUGUUGCCGAGGCUGCUGCCCGCCUCGAGACUGCAGGUUUCAAGGGUAUCAAAGAACGUGACAAUUGGGGCUCGGAGCUACUCCCCGGUGGCAAGUACUACCUGACCCGCAACGCCUCGUCCAUCGUGGCCUUCGCCGUCGGCAAGAAAUGGGCACCUGGCAACCCCAUCGGCAUGGUCGGGGCGCACACCGACUCGCCCUGCCUGCGCAUCAAGCCCGUGAGCAAGAAGACCAACGCCGGCUUCCUUCAGGUUGGCGUCGAGACCUACGGCGGUGGCAUCUGGCACACCUGGUUCGACCGUGACCUCUCCACUGCCGGCCGUGUGCUGGUCAAGGACGCCCAGGGCAACUUUGUGCAGAAGCUUAUCAAGGUUGACAAGCCCAUCCUGCGCAUCCCUACCCUGGCCAUCCAUCUUCACAGGCAGAGCAACUUUGACCCCAACAAGGAGACCGAGCUGUUCCCCAUCUGUGGCCUCGCCGAGGCGGAGCUCAACCGGUCCGGCAAGCCCCCUGCGGAUGCCAAGAAGGACGGCGACGAAUCCGCCGAGGCUGAGGGCGAGGAUGCUGAGUUCCAACCCCUUAAGGCCAUGACACAACGACACCACCCGUACCUGCUGGACGUCAUUGCACAGCACGCCGGCGUCGAUGCCGAUGCCAUCGUCGACUUCGAGCUGGUCCUCUACGACACGCAGAAGUCGUGCCUCGGUGGCCUCAACGACGAGUUCAUCUUCUCGCCGCGCCUGGACAACCUCGGCAUGACCUAUUGCAGCGUCAUGGGCCUGAUCGCGUCCGUCCAAGAUGAGAAGAGCCUAGACGAUGAGUCCAGCAUCCGCCUGAUUGCGUGUUUCGACCACGAGGAGAUCGGUUCCCUCACAGCGCAAGGUGCCAACUCCAACAUGCUGCCGGCCGUCCUCCGCCGCCUGUCGGUCCUGCCAGCGGGUCGUUUCCAUGAGGCCCCAGCUUCUGAAAAGUCGUACGAGCAUGUACAUUCCGAUGACAUUGCCACCGCGUUCGAGCAGACUCUGUCAACGUCAUUCUUCGUGUCUGCGGACAUGGCGCAUAGCGUCAACCCCAACUAUCAGCAGAAAUACGAAUCGAACCACCAGCCUGAGAUGAAUAAGGGGAUUGUCAUAAAGAUCAACGCAAACCAGCGCUACGCCACCAACUCCCCUGGUAUCGUCCUCUUGCAAGAAGUCGCAAAGAAGGCCGGCGUGCCGCUGCAACUGUUUGUCGUCCGCAACGACUCGGCUUGCGGCAGCACCAUUGGGCCAAUGCUGUCCGCAAAAAUGGGUGUACGCACGAUCGACGUUGGAAACCCGCAGCUCAGCAUGCAUUCUAUCCGUGAGACGGGUGGCUCGUACGAUGUUGAGCAUGGCAUCAAGCUAUUUGAGGCUUUCUUGUCCAACUACGCGGAUCUGGAGUCAAAAAUCUUGGUGGACUAA
Molecule: messenger RNA, 1509 nt
Organism: Cryphonectria parasitica EP155
Lineage: Eukaryota; Fungi; Ascomycota; Sordariomycetes; Diaporthales; Cryphonectriaceae
Product: aspartyl aminopeptidase-like protein
Exons: 5
Coding region: 1-1509 (502 amino acids)
Biological process (GO): proteolysis
Cellular component (GO): fungal-type vacuole
Molecular function (GO): metalloaminopeptidase activity; zinc ion binding
Source: RefSeq, a predicted model, not a curated record